Dendronephthya gigantea is the source of this 1851-nucleotide messenger RNA. RefSeq lists its product as uncharacterized. The record is from RefSeq and is a predicted model, not a curated record. The coding region runs from base 1 to 1851 and encodes 616 amino acids. NCBI's taxonomy places the organism in Eukaryota, Metazoa, Cnidaria, Anthozoa, Malacalcyonacea, Nephtheidae. The transcript has a single exon. Gene Ontology annotation, molecular function: catalytic activity.
AUGGGGGUUUGUGCGUACAUUAAAGACUCUAUUGAAAGUAAAAUUCUGUUAGAUCUCCAAGCGGACGAAUACGAAAUACUAUGGCUACUACUUCGUCCAGAAAGGCUGCCCCGUGGAUUCCAUAAUAUAGUUGUAGCGGUUAUUUACCAUCCACCCAAUUCGGAUAAUAAAGCAAUGCUGGAUCAUCUAAAAAACUCGUUAGAACGCGUUGAAACCAUACACACUAAUAGUGCGAUCAUUUUGGCUGGAGACUUCAAUCAACUAGAGUUUAAAUCAACUGCCAGGUGCUUCCAGCUUAAACACAUGGUGACCUUUCCUACAAGAGGUGGAAAUACCCUGGAUCAAGUGUUUACUAACUUACAUAAAUUCUACACUGAUCCUAUUCCUAGCCCUCCAUUUGGCUUAUCCGAUCACAUAACUAUCUUAAUAUUUCCAACAAGGCGACAAAAAACCGGGUGCCAUAAAAGAUUAAUCAAAGUACGGGAUAGAAGACCAAGUAAAGUUGGAAGUCUUGGGAGAUUUCUGUCAAACAUAGCUUGGGAAGACGUGCUAUCAACCGCCCCGACUGUUGAUGAGAAAUUAAAAAUUUUUACCGAUCUUAUCCAUUGUGGAUUAGAUAUCCUGAUGCCGGAACGUUCGAUAAAAGUUCAUGUGUCUGAUCGUCCAUGGAUGACUAACCAACUUAAACAGCUCAUUAUUCAAAGGCAAAAGGCGUUCUCACGAGGAAAGGAUGGUUUAUUCAGGCAUUUAAGGAAUAAAGUAAACCGUGAAAGGAAGCGAUGCCGAAAAAGUUAUUAUCUAUCUAAAGUCCGUGGUCUAAAGGAAAUUAAACCGCACAGAUGGUGGCACGAAAUCAAACUGUUAUGUGGCUCUUCGGAAAAGCAUAACCCAGAUUUUCGAUCAAGCUUGACUAUGAACUUAAAGUGCAACGAUUACGAACUAGCAAAUAAGAUCAAUGAAGCCUUUAUCAGUGUUAUGGCAGACCACGAUCCGCUAACUAAUGACGUAUGUGUCUUGAAGGAAGACGAUGACGAACCAAUACAAGUUACCGAAAUGUUGGUCGCAAAAACUUUACGUGAAUUAAGCGCCACAAAAGCGAAUGGUCCGGACAAGUUACCAAACUGGGUACUGAAGACAUACGCCGAUAUAUUAGCACCUGCCGUUGCUGAUAUUAUCAACUGCUCAUUCCAAACGUGCAAAGUCCCACAAGCAUGGAAGAUGGCUGACGUUCCCCCCAUCCCUAAACAAUCAAAGAUCACGGACUUUAAUAAAGAUCUAAGGCCAAUUUCUCUGACGUCAACCUUAUCAAAAGUGGCAGAAAAAUUCAUCAUUGACAGAGGUCUGAGGCCGACUUUGCUUAGAUCUUUGGAUCCAUCACAAUUUGGUUUUGUACCAGGCUCAUGUACAACGUUUGCUCUUAUCUCAAUGUUACACAAAUGGCUAACUGAAACCGAUGGCACAGGCUCAGCGAUAAGAGUAGCUUUACUCGAUUACAGGAAAGCCUUCGACUUGGUUGAUCAUAAUUUGCUAAUUGCAAAAUUACUCAGUUAUGGUUUAAAACCCACAAUCGUAAAUUGGAUUACGGACUUUCUACGAAAUAGAUUACAGCGAGUAAAGAUAUCAACCGAAGGUGUAUCCGACUUCCUACAAGUUCCAGCGGGCGUCCCACAAGGAACCAGGAUUGGUCCAUGGCUGUUCUUAGCCAUGAUUAACGAUCUACGUAUCAAUGGUUCCCCCACAAAUAGUAUAUGGAAAUUUGCAGACGACACGACCAUUUCUGAAGUCAUCUUAAGGAACAUGGAAAGUAGAUUACAAGAUACAAUAGACCAAGUUGCUCAAAUGGUCCAAUGA